GAAAGUGACCUAAUAUCCAGCUACCACUAGUGAGGUCACGGGUUCGAUCGGUUUAUGCAUUCGUUUGAGUAUUUUUAUUUUCUUGCCAGAAACCACCUCAAAUAUAUGGAUAUUUUUCUAUUUCGCCCAGUAAAUUUCUAAAAUAUCAAUUUGGGUCACCUCUCUCUCUCUCUCUCUCUCUCUCUCCUCGUGCAGCCGGAAGAUCCUGCUAAUCGUCAAAUCCAAAGCUGAAAAAAAUCCUCUCUGGUUUUAUGGCUAGUGGAAGAUGAAGUGACCGUAGAGCCUCGUGAAGGGAUUGAAUUCGAAUCCGAGGAUGCGGCCAAGAUGUUUUACGACGACUACUCCAGACGUACAGGGUUCGUAAUGCGUGUGAUGUCUUGCCGGAGAUCGGAGAAAGAUGGAAGAAUACUUGCCCGGAGAUUCGGCUGUAACAAAGAAGGCCAUUGUGUUAGCAUCCGUGGUAAGUUUGGUUCUGUCAGGAAACCAAGACCGAGCACAAGGGAAGGCUGCAAGGCGAUGAUUCAUGUCAAGUUCGACCGGUCCGGCAAAUGGAUCAUAACCAAGUUCGUCAAAGAACAUAACCAUCCGCUCGUGGCUUCACCUCGUGAGGCUCGUCAGACUCUGGACGAGAAGGAUAAGAGGAUUCAAGAACUGACCAUAGAGCUACGAAACAAGAAGCGGUUAUGUGCUGCGUACAAGGAACAGAUAGAUGCGUUCGCGAAGAUCGUUGAAGAACAUAGUAAUCGGAUAGCGAAGAAAGUGGAGUGUGUGGUGAACAAUUUAAAAGAGUUCGAACCUAUAGAGCUCGAGCUAUUGCACAAGUAAACAAGGUUCCCCUCUUAAGUCAAAUAUAAAUGUGUGCUUCUUGUAUAUUCUUUGAGUCGGUUAAGCUUUCUUUACCGCCUUUUCCCGAUCUCGGAUUGCUUUAGUGUAUGUAAUCUUAGAUGUUGAAUCUUAGUUUAUGGAAUGUAAAAUGUGAGAAGAGCUUUGUAACAGUAGAUUAGAAGAAUCACAUUAAGGUUUACAUACAAAACAAGUUUCAGGACAUGAAGUUAAACUGAUAACAAUCUAUUCAAGAACACUAAGAUGAGAAGGUGAAUCUUACAUAAGCCUAGAGCCAGAUUACGAUGUUUUGAUUCAGCAAAGUUAUUUACACAGAAGAAGAAAACAAACAAAUCAAUCGAAUAAACACACACUCUCUCUUUGGCAAACACUAGUUAAAAGAUCAGUUACUGCUGCUAAAGCCACUGCCUUUCAUCAUCUGAAGAAACUCUGUGUAGUUGACUCUACCAUCACCAUCUGCAUCCACUUGCAUAAUCAUCUUCUUGCAACCUUCUUCGGUUUUACCUUGCCUGAGUCCCAAGGAAGCCAUCACCGAUUUCAACUCCUCCACAGUGAUAAACCCAUCUCCGUCCUGGUCAAACACGUUAAACGCGUCUUUCAUGUCCUCUUCCUCUGUUUCUCCGUCGUUGCGAUGCUCGUCGACAAUGGAGCUGUACAGCGACUCGAAUUCCUCUAUGUCGACGCAUCCAUCGCCGUUCGCGUCGAUCUUGUGGAUCAUCUGAGUCAGAUCUUUGUCUGGUACGUAGAUUCCGAGAUUCUCCAGUGAGUCGUUGAGCUCUUCCUUUGUGAUUCGACCGUCUCCGUUCUUGUCGAACAUCUGGAAAACCCGUUUAAGCUCGGACGGAUCUAUUCUCCUCGCCGGCGCGGAAGAAGGUGACGGAGAGGGUAACAUCGACGGCGGUGAGGCUUUGUGGAGAGUUUUGUCGAACCAAGAGAGAGGGAAGAGGCUUCGAAGUUUCUUUGGUACUAAAGAGAGAAGAAAAGAGUUUAAUAGAUUGUAGAGAAGGAAUAUUCUCACCAUAACUGUUGAAUCAAACACUUCUUUUUUUCCGAAAUCUGAUGAAAACAAUAGAGAAGAUCUGAGAAACAGAGCUUUGGUGAUAGAGAAAAACUUGGAGAUUGUUGUUUUUUUAUAGAGGGGAAGACAGAGAAGAGUUUCAGACAAUUAAUUAAAUAAAUAUAUUUUCGGAAAUUUUAUUUUCCUUUUUCACCCCUACAUAACCGUUGAAGGCUUGAAG
Thlaspi arvense is the source of this 2081-nucleotide messenger RNA. Lineage: Eukaryota; Viridiplantae; Streptophyta; Magnoliopsida; Brassicales; Brassicaceae. The record is from the annotation of a GenBank genome assembly.